GCCAAAAUUACGUGUCAUACUACCAUUGCUUAGAUGUCAUCGAAACUGGAUAACGCACUCAGACAGCUCUGACCAGUCACAACCAGCGAAAAAAUCAGACCAAUGUAUUGUAGUAUUCAUAACUUCAUCUUCCAAAGAAUCUAACACCCCACAAUGGUGUAGAUGUUAUCCGGCAGCAGCGCCAACAGCCACCAGAUUCUUCACCACCACAACCACAUCAGCCGGCCAGAGCCAGAGCCAGAGCCAAGCCAAGAUGAGCCAACGUUGCCAAGAGUGUUAACAAUCUUGUCCCACGUACUAGAAAAGCUAGUGGCCAGAAAUGACCAGCUGGUGCAGCUAGGCAGCCAAAACCAAAGCGAAAACCAAAGCCAGCAAAAGUGGAUAAAUGAGACUGCUAGUUAUCAGCUAGCAGGGAAGAGCUUGAAGGGCUUUGAUGGGGUUAGAGCUCCAAGCAUUAGUAUUGGAAAAUAUAUGGAGAGGAUCUACAAGUACACAAAUUGUAGCCCAUCAUGUUUUGUGGUGGGGUAUGUGUAUAUUGACAGGUUGGUUCAUAAAUAUCCAGACUCACUUGUGGUUUCCCUCAACGUGCAUAGGCUGCUGGUCACUUGUGUCAUGGUUGCUUCUAAGAUGCUGGAUGAUGUGCACUACAACAAUGCAAUCUAUGCAAGAGUUGGAGGGGUGACCAAUGCAGAGUUGAACAGGCUUGAAUUAGAGCUGCUUUUCCUGCUAGAUUUUGGGGUUACAGUAAGCUCACAAGUGUUCGAGAUCUACUGCCAACACUUGGAGAAGGAAAUGCUGCGAAAUGAGGCAGCAAUAGACUACUACAACAACAACAUGGCUAGGCCAGCCAUUACCAAUUCUACACCUGAUGCUACUGAGAUAUCAAUUGAGGAUCACGCUCAGAGUUCUUCAUCUCAUGAAUAGAUUAGAGGACUAAAUUAACGUCAGAUUGUAAUUAUUUUCUUCCUGCAAAUUCAUUUUGUUUAUCCUUAAAUGGUAUAUAUUGCAUGUUUUCUGACACAAGUAUUGAGAAUAUGACUGGUUCUUUUCUGAGGUUA
Molecule: messenger RNA, 1058 nt
Organism: Coffea eugenioides
Lineage: Eukaryota; Viridiplantae; Streptophyta; Magnoliopsida; Gentianales; Rubiaceae
Product: cyclin-U1-1
Exons: 2
Coding region: 163-924 (253 amino acids)
Biological process (GO): regulation of cyclin-dependent protein serine/threonine kinase activity
Molecular function (GO): protein kinase binding
Source: RefSeq, a predicted model, not a curated record